AAGAAAAAUUAACCCUAAGGAGCAUUGGAGGGAGUAUUUUUAUAUAGGGAGUACAAUAAAUGUAAAGGGGGAGCGGGACCCGCGUAUAGGCAUAUUGUCUAAAUCCAAAUCACCAAGCAAAGAUCCAAACUGCAAAUCCCAUUUUCUCCCUUCUCUUCUUAAUUCCCAGUUUCUCUCCAAAGUCCAAACCGAAUCAUUCUCUCUCUCUCUCGCUCGAAUCUGUUCAUCGUCUUCAUCCCUAUUCACACGGGCUCGCCCGCCAUAGAUAUAUAAUAGAUGUUCGUGAAGAAGCUCGUGGAGAAGGCUUCUUUUAAUCAUCAUAAGAAGCCUGUAGGCAAAAGUGAUGGCAUAAAGCCUGAGGAUGUAAACCCCCAUUUGGUAUAUCAUUAUGGAGUUCCACAAGGAGCUCUUCUGUUGGCACAUGACUCCAUUCAGAACAUUCUUGCCAUAUCAACCAAAGAUGGAAGAAUCAAAGUGUUUGGGAAAGAUGGUGCCCAAGCUUUACUGGAAUCUCCUCACAUGUUACCAAGCAAAUUCUUGCAGUUUAUGGAAAACCAAGGCUUCCUCAUCAAGUUAAAUGCUGAUAACCAUAUCGAGGUAUGGGAUGUAGAACAGAAGAGCUUGUCAAUUGUUCAUGACUUAGAAAGGGAUAUCACAGCUCUUACAAUUAUUCAACAUACUCCAUAUAUUUAUGUGGGAGAUUCACUAGGUUGUGUUUGGGUUUUCAAGCUAGAAAAACAACCGUGCCAUGUAGAGAAAAUGAAAUAUCAUAUUCCCUUUUCAGCAUCUCAUGGGAAUUCAAAUGAUGCUGGGGAUAAUGCUGUAAUUGAAAUCCUUCCCCAACCCACAGCAGAAAGUAAAAGGGUACUUAUUAUUUAUCGAGAUGGUUUCAUUGUAUGGUGGGCACUUCAAGAAAGCAAAACCAUCUUCACAAUUGGAGGAACGUCACUGCAAUUUGCAAGUCAUGAGGUAAAAAAAGCGACAGCAGCUUGUUGGGCAUGUCCUAAUGGAACUAAAUUAGUUGUUGGGUACAGCAAUGGAGAUAUAUCUGUCUGGAGCAUUCCUGCUGCUUCAAAUUUUAAAAGUGAACAAGAUUUUAGCAAAGAGUCUCCCUUUUCUUUUCCAAGUGCGCCUGAUUGUAAACUCAAUAUUGGAUAUAAAUUAGACAAGAUCCCUAUAGCCAAGUUAAGGUGGACGUAUGCAGAUGGGAAAGCUAGUCGAUUGUAUGUUAUGGGUCUCUCUGAUAAUUUGACAGUGAAUUUGUCUCAAGUAGUUUUACUUAAUGAUCACUGGGAAUCACGCACAUCUAAGUUGGGACUUCAUCUUCCCGAGCCUUGUACUGAUAUGGAGCUUAUUUCAAGCUCUAAAGCACCAAGCAAGCAGAAAUACGAUACAUUCCUUUUGCUUGGGAAGUCAGGUGUUGUUUAUGCAUAUGAUGAUAGUUUAUUAGAAAGGUACCUAUUGCAAUGUGAGAACAGAUCCUUGCCUUCACUACCAAAGGAAAUAUUGGUGAAGUUGCCAUUUGUCGAUUCUAACAUCACAGUUGCAAAGAUCAUAACAGAUAACCCUUUCAUGUUAUGGUCGGGGAAUGAGGACUAUAAUUCCUUGGCAAAGGAUAUAUUUCCACUUUUUCCAUUUGAGGGGAGGCAAAAGGAUGGAGCUAUUUCUAACUCAGCCCGCUGUGUUGAGUUUUCAAAGGCUAAGAACUUGUACAUAACAGGGCAUAGGAAUGGAGCCAUAAGUUUUUGGGACGUCUCGUGCCCACUCUUGCAUCCAAUUGUAUUACUCACUCAGCAGAAUGAAGACAACUUUUCAUUGAGUGGGGUGCCCGUGACAGCAUUGUCUCUUGUAUUCGACUUGCAUAUCCUUAUAUCUGGUGAUCAAAGUGGAAUGAUUCGUAUUUAUAAAUUUAAGACUGAGGUCUUUGCCCCAGACAACAGUUUUUUGCCAUUCCAAGGUUUAAAGAAAGGAGGCAAUCAAAUCAUCCGUAGUCUUAAGCUUGUGAAGAUUAAUGGGGCUGUACUUUCUAUUACUGUGAGCGCAAAUUCAAAGAGUUUCUGUGUUGGGUCUGAUCAAGGAUAUGUGUCACAUUUUGAUUUUGAGAGUCUCAGUUUAUUGUAUGAGAAGCAAAUAGCAAGUGAGCUGUGUACCGGUAUCAUCUCUUCACAGUUUGACGUGUGCAGCCUCCACGGAUUUGAGAAGAAUGUUCUAGUGCUUGCAACAAGAGAUUCUUCUGUCUUGGCACUUGAUGGUGAGACGGGGAACGUAUUAAGUCAUGGCACGGUCCGUCCUAAGAAGCCAUCCAGAGCCUUGUUCAUGCAGAUUAUAGGGUCUUCUUCUAGCAUGUCAGACAGCAUGGACUCUAAUGCUUCAAGAGUACCACUGGUAUUGCUUUGUUCUGAGAAAGCUGUUUAUGUGUACUCCUUGGUCCAUGCAGUUCAGGGUAUCAAAAAAGUGCACUACAAAAAGAAAUUCCAUUCAUCUUCUUGUUGCUGGGCAUCUACUUUCGAUGUCCCUCAAUCCGGUCUUAUUCUUCUCUUUUCAAAUGGAAAAGUUGAAAUAAGAUCCCUUCCAGAGCUAUCCCUUUUGAAAGAAACAUCAAUAAGAGGGCUAAGACUUCCCACUCCAAAAGCAAACUCAAUUUCUGACACUUGUAUAUGCUCUUCGAACAGCGGGGAACUCAUACUGGUUGACAGGGAUCAAGAAAUGUUUUUCAUCUCAGUUUCAGUCUUGAAGGAUUCUUACAGGUUUCUUGAACAAGCAUCUCAAGUUUACCAUAGAGAUAUAUCAGUUGAACAGGGGCCUGUUUCAGCACCAAUCAUCCCUAAGGAAAAGAAAAAGGGUAUAUUUGGAUCUGUCAUCAAAGGAAAUAAAGCAAAGAAUCUGUCUGAGCAAGCAGCUGAAGAUCCACAAGAAAGUAUUGAAGAAUUCUCGGUAACCUUUUCGCUCUCCAAUUUUCCAUUAGACACGGAGAAUGAAGAAAAGUUAAGCAUGAACGAAGAGGACGAUAACUUGGGUAUAGACGACAUUGACAUUGAAGAUCCAGUAGUGAAACCUAAGGGAAAUCCCAUGGUUGCAGCACUGAACAAACAGAACCUUGCAAAUUCAUUUGAGGCAUUCAGAGGGAAAUUUAAGCACAUGAAGGUAAAAAAUGAUAGGGUUCAAGUAACUGAAGCACCACCACCACCUCAAGAUGAUAAGGCUGAUACUGUUGAUCAAAUAAAGAAAAAAUAUGGAUACACUUCUGAACAUAGUGUUGCAGAAACAGCAAAAUCUAAGCUCGGUGAAAAUUUGAGAAAAUUGCAGGGCAUCAGCCUUAGAACAACUGAGAUGCAGGAGACUGCAAGAUCAUUUUCUACAAUGGCUAAGGAGGUGCUGAGAUAUGCUGGGAAUGAUAAGGGAAGUUCAUAUGAUCACUAAUUACUUAGUUAACACACUAUCAACUCUAGUGGUUUAAGUUAUUCUUCUAUUCUUUGUUUCCCAUGGCUUGAAUGGUGUCUUUUGUGUUCUGUUUUGCACUGAGUGGAUAUUGUCGCUCCCAAAAUUACCCUUGUCACUAGUAAUUUUUGGAGGACAAUAUCGAUUGCCUGUUUUGCAAAACAAGUGUUGUUUGUGUGCAGCAUGUUUCUUUCAUUAGAUUUUAUUUUACGGGCAGCACCGUACAUAUUAAUAAUAUGUGUAUGUAAAU
Messenger RNA from Cuscuta campestris, 3688 nucleotides. The record is from the annotation of a GenBank genome assembly. Lineage: Eukaryota; Viridiplantae; Streptophyta; Magnoliopsida; Solanales; Convolvulaceae.